UGCACGUGGUCAAAUUGAAAUUUUGUGUUUUAAUUCUAUUUGAUGUAAUAACAUCAAUAUGUUGUAUGUGUUUGGUGAAUCAUUACCUGGAAGAGUCUGUUGACAAAACGUGUCUGGUGAGGAUUUCAUAUGGAGGUGUGAUUCACAUGAAGACAGUCCGUCCAAGAACAUCAAAGGUCGAGAUUGUCCAGAAAGCCAUCUCAUUGGUGUUGAAAAGGUUCCCACAUACUAUUCUAAUCAAGAAAAGAAACGAUACUCGUGAUGCAGAAAGUGUUGAGGAUGCUGGAUGGCCUGUGCACUCACUACAAGUACAUUCCUAUAAAGUAGCUAGCUUAACAUACACGUCAGAUGACAUCCAUCCGCUACCUGCCCAGUUCGUCUACGAGAAUGCCAAAGAAGGAGAUACUGUUCGAUUCAGAGGCGAUCUACACUUUAUCAAGUUUGGCUGGAAAGACUUUGAUUUUGUCCACAGCGUUGCUGUAUUAGAAACGUUUACCCCUGGGCGGCUUUUUCUCCAGCAGCAUACGUUUUAUAAUCUGAGUGAUACAGCGGAUGAAGAGGAGCCGUUGGAUGAGACGUGCCGACAACAUCUUAAAGAUGAUACUGCGACUUCGGCUAAAAUACGAUAUUCUCCAACCUCUGCUGUUAAGAUCCUGACGUACAAUCUUUGGAAUACAAAUAAUACCCGUGGUAACAUUCAGGGGUACAGGAACAGGCUGGAUCUAGCUGCAAAAUUGAUACGCACGAGCAAUGCAGACAUCAUCGGCCUCCAAGAAGUCCGCUUUGAAGAGAAGGACAGCACUUGGACAACGUCGAAAUACUCACCUGAUCAAAUAUCGUCGUUUGCGUCGAGGUUGCCAGGAUUCCAAUAUGUCUACCAACCCGCCCAGCUGUUUCCAUCGAGUGUGACAGGGUUAUGGGUUGAGGAAGGCCUAGCAAUUCUCUCAAAGCAUCCUAUUCGAAGUCAUGACUACUUACUCCUUCCAAGGAACAUAAAGGACCCUAGUGAAGGUCACCAAAGAAUAUGUCUCCGAGCUGAGGUUGCUGUGCCUGGGAUUGGACUAGUGAAUGUGUUUGUGACACAUUUAUCGUUGAGUCAUCGUGGCCGGGAGGCAGCCGUGGUUGAGAUAUGGAAAUACAUGAAAAGAUUUUCCGGCCCUGUUAUCCUUCUUGGGGAUCUUAAUGCUGAACCCCACAGUAGGGAGUGUAGUUUCCUGCGGGGAGAAACAGAACUUCAGGGGUUAAAAACUAAAGGGCUGAAAGACAUCUGGUUGGAGAAAAAAGGGAAGGCUAAUAAAGGAUGCACUUUCAAUACCUUAGAUGACCAGUUAUCUAAAAGGAUUGAUUUCAUCUAUGCAAGAGAGGGGGCGCUGGAAGUCCACGAUGUUGUACUGGUGGAUGACGGAGUCAGGAAGAAAUCUGUUGCUUCUGAUCAUAUUGGCGUGAUGGGGAUUUUUGGUGGGAGGACGUGCAAAUGAAUAAGAUAUUGACAUUUUAACACAAAAUACAUGUACUCUGACAUCAUCAAUGAAACGCAGCUACGAAUACGGAUUAAAUAAAUUUGGGUUACCUAAAAUCAACGCCAACAUAUCACUCUAAUUUCUUAGAAAGAAGGCGUGGUAAUGAAAUGUCAUUGAUAACUUAAGCUCCAUGUGGAUAACUCCAUAUGCCCCGAAUGCAACUGACUACCCAUAUUAGUGUGACGACUGUACAAUUUUGUAUUUUAUCAAUA
Messenger RNA from Lineus longissimus, 1732 nucleotides. RefSeq lists its product as uncharacterized. Gene Ontology annotation, molecular function: catalytic activity. The transcript is spliced from 11 exons. Gene Ontology annotation, biological process: GPI anchor biosynthetic process. Gene Ontology annotation, cellular component: endoplasmic reticulum. NCBI's taxonomy places the organism in Eukaryota, Metazoa, Nemertea, Pilidiophora, Heteronemertea, Lineidae. The coding region runs from base 66 to 1478 and encodes 470 amino acids. The record is from RefSeq and is a predicted model, not a curated record.